Messenger RNA from Rangifer tarandus platyrhynchus (Svalbard reindeer), 1269 nucleotides. The record is from the annotation of a GenBank genome assembly. NCBI's taxonomy places the organism in Eukaryota, Metazoa, Chordata, Mammalia, Artiodactyla, Cervidae.
AUGAGGGCCUGUGUCCCCCUGAUAGUGGCCAUGCUCUGUGGUCUGGCCUGGGCCGGCAAAAGGGAGUCAUGCGCAUCUCGCUGUAAUGAGAGAUUUGACCAGGAUGCUGUCUGCCAGUGUGACCGCCGGUGUCCCCGGCACGGGGACUGCUGUGAAGACUAUGAGCAGCUGUGUACAGCUGAAGAGAAUCCCAGAGAACCAGAGCCAUUCCUGGAGCUGGAGGAGGAGAUGGAGGGCGCCGAGCUGGAGGAGGAGACGGAGGGCGCCCCGGCUAGCAGCUUGUACUUGGCACCCAACUCCUGCCAGGGCCGCUGCCUGGAGGCCUUCGACAAGCACCACCCAUGCCACUGCAAUGCCCGCUGCCCAGAGUUUGGAAACUGCUGCGAGGAUUUUGAGAGCCUGUGUGGCCAUGAGGGCUUCUCCCACAGCAGUGACGCCAUAACCAAGGAAGAACUGCAGAGUGUCUCUGAGAAGAUCUACAGGGCAGACACCAACAAAGCCCGGAAGGAAGACAUCGUUCUUAACAGCCAAAACUGCAUCUCACCCUUGGAGACCAGAGACCAAGUGGACUGCUGCCCAGAGCCGCUCUUCACAUAUGUCAACGAGAAACUCUUCUCGAAGCCGACCUACGCCGCCUUCAUUAACCUCCUUAACAACUACCAGCGGGCCACGGGCCGCGGGGAGCACUUCACAGCCCAGGAGCUGGCUGAGCAGGACACCUUCCUCAGAGAGAUCAUGAAGACGGCCGUCAUGAAGGAACUCUACGGCUUCCUCCAGCAGCAGAACCGCUACAGCUCGGAACAGGAGUUCGUCAGUGACCUGAAGAACAUGUGGUUUGGGCUGUAUUCCAGAAGCAAAGAAGAGAGAGACUCAAGUGGCUUUGAGCACGUCUUCUCAGGUGAGGUCAAAAAAGGCAAGGUCACUGGCUUCCAUAACUGGAUCCGUUUCUACAUGCAGGAGAAGGAGGGCCUGGUGGACUAUUACAGUCACAUCUAUGACGGGCCUUGGGAUUCUUACCCUGACGUGCUGGCCAUGCAGUUCAACUGGGAUGGGUACUACAAGGAAGUGGGCUCGGCUUUCAUUGGCAGCAGCCCUGAGUUCGAGUUUGCACUCUACUCCCUGUGCUUCAUCGCCAGGCCAGGCAAAGUGUGCCAGCUGAGCCUGGGUGGACAUCCCUUGGCCAUUCAGACCUAUACCUGGAACAAGUCAACCUAUGGAAAUGGCAAGAAGUACAUUGCAACAGCCUAUAUUGUGUCCUCCACCCAUUAG